This is a messenger RNA of Myodes glareolus (Bank vole), 1303 nucleotides long. Lineage: Eukaryota; Metazoa; Chordata; Mammalia; Rodentia; Cricetidae. The record is from RefSeq and is a predicted model, not a curated record.
UAUAGGAAGUUCUUCCUGGAGCGCCGCGGAGGUCACGAGUCAUGUGACAGCAGCUUGACAGGCGGCUUCCUAUAGGCGACUGAACUGCGGGGACACCCGGGCAGGUCGCCCCAGGCUGGAGUGCGCGAGGGCGUACAGAUUGAUCCUGUGGGAGAAAGGGGUUCAUCAUGGCGGAUGAUCUAAAGCGAUUUCUGUACAAAAAGUUGCCAAGCGUUGAAGGGCUCCAUGCAAUUGUUGUAUCAGAUAGAGACGGGGUGCCUGUUAUUAAAGUGGCUAACGACAGCGCUCCAGAGCAUGCCCUGAGGCCUGGCUUCUUGUCCACCUUCGCCCUUGCGACAGAUCAAGGCAGCAAACUCGGACUUUCCAAAAAUAAAAGUAUCAUCUGUUACUAUAACACCUACCAGGUGGUUCAAUUCAAUCGUUUACCUCUGGUGGUGAGCUUCAUCGCCAGCAGCAAUGCCAACACAGGACUAAUUGUCAGCCUAGAAAAGGAACUGGCUCCGUUAUUUGAAGAGCUGAUAAAAGUUGUGGAAGUGUCCUAACCUAACAAUGGAUUUGAUGUCUUCCUUGUCUUCACCGCAACAACACCCUGCCAGUCCAGCAAUCUUUAGACCACAGUAAUACUUGUAUCUAUCUAUGUGUCCAGAGGGCCGCUCUUCCACCUUACACUAAAGGAGAGCCUGGAGCUGUAAUUUAUAGACAGAUCAAUUGUUAUAUUUAUGUGUAUAAAGUCUUUUCUUACUUAGUGAGAUCUGGGAACGCCACAAAAAUGGUUCAUUCUAGUGCAGCUCCCAUGGAGUUAGUGUGGAUGUUCGAUAAAGAGUGGCGUCUGUCCCGUCAUAGGGAUCAGAAUGGCACACGGAUGCUCUGGAGCCAGCAAGCACACCUGCUGCACAGAGCUCCCAGGCCACAGGCCACAGAGACGCUUAUGAGAAUAAUAAUGAGGGCGUAUUUUUCUUAAGAUUAUAUUUUAUUUCUUUGUAUUGAGUGUGAGGAAGAUGAAUGGCUUGGUAAAAUAAUAAAGUAAGUACAAUCACUAACCUCCUCUGUCUGUGAUCUCCAGUAGAUGAGUGUUACUAAUGGAGUUGGUUCUUCUCCGAGGGUGCUGCUCUUGAGUGAGACUGCGAGUCACUGCUCAUGCCGUCUCUUCUCUUCCCGUAACAGUGCGUUAAUGACUGUGUUCUUUCUACAUCGGAAAUGCCAUGUUACUGAGUUCUGUUUCCAGUAUCAGUAUGUAUAUGAAAAUGACAGUAUAGCCAUUUUUUCAUACACAAAUAUAAAUAAAAUAGUAUUUUUAAAAGUA